AUGAAGCCUGAUAUCUCACUCCUUAGCUUGGCUGUGCGACCGGUUGAAAAGAACUUAGCAAGAAAUGCCUUCUUGCACUUCAUCCCAAGUGGUGAUUGUGCCAUGGGGCAGGCUCUUCUCCCAUUGGUGAGCCUUGUCAGCAAGAGACAUAGGGAAGAGUCUCAGCUUGAUGGCAUCUUCAGAGACACCAUUGAUCUUAGUCAAAUCACACAACCUAUCAAACUCAUCAAGGUGAUCAAUGGGGUUCACUUGGCAAUCCCAUGGAACAUCUUGUUCUGCACAAGGUUGAUCAUACCCAGCUUGAUCUCAAAGUUGUGGUUCUGGACAGGUGGUGGGACAAUCCUUGCCUUUGUUGAUGGCGGUUUGGAGCAUCUCCUAGACCAAUCGGUCGAGUCUGCCUAG
Microthlaspi erraticum is the source of this 402-nucleotide messenger RNA. The record is from the annotation of a GenBank genome assembly. NCBI's taxonomy places the organism in Eukaryota, Viridiplantae, Streptophyta, Magnoliopsida, Brassicales, Brassicaceae.